This is a messenger RNA of Prunus persica (peach), 1083 nucleotides long. RefSeq names its product proteasome subunit alpha type-5. Bases 154 to 867 code for a protein of 237 amino acids. Gene Ontology annotation, cellular component: proteasome core complex; proteasome core complex, alpha-subunit complex; nucleus. Lineage: Eukaryota; Viridiplantae; Streptophyta; Magnoliopsida; Rosales; Rosaceae. The record is from RefSeq and is a predicted model, not a curated record. Gene Ontology annotation, biological process: proteasome-mediated ubiquitin-dependent protein catabolic process. The transcript is spliced from 10 exons.
CUUUUUUCAAGGAGUGGAAGAAAAAGGAAAAACCCUUCUUCUCCAACACGAAAGCAUAUCAUAAAUCACCAUCUCUCUGCAGAAGGAGCACUCAUCGCAGUGAAGCAAAUCACAUACUAAUUCGAUCAAUCUCAAAGUUCCAAUCAAACCAAGAUGUUUCUCACAAGGACUGAGUAUGACAGAGGAGUAAACACCUUCUCCCCUGAAGGCAGGUUGUUUCAGGUUGAGUAUGCCAUUGAGGCCAUCAAGUUGGGUUCGACUGCUAUUGGGUUAAAGACAAAAGAGGGUGUUGUGCUUGCUGUGGAAAAACGUAUCACUUCGCCUUUGCUGGAACCCAGCAGUGUGGAGAAAAUUAUGGAAAUUGAUGACCAUAUAGGAUGUGCCAUGAGUGGACUGAUUGCUGAUGCUCGUACACUUGUUGAGCAUGCACGCGUUGAAACUCAGAAUCAUAGGUUCUCCUAUGGUGAGCCAAUGACUGUGGAAUCUACAACACAAGCUCUUUGUGAUCUGGCCCUUCGGUUUGGUGAAGGUGAUGAAGAGUCCAUGUCUCGACCAUUUGGAGUAUCUCUUCUAAUUGCAGGUCAUGAUGAGCAUGGGCCCAGCUUGUACUAUACUGAUCCAUCUGGCACAUUUUGGCAAUGCAAUGCAAAAGCUAUUGGUUCAGGUUCAGAAGGUGCAGACAGCUCUCUGCAAGAGCAAUACAACAAGGAAUUGACUCUUCAAGAAGCUGAGACAAUUGCUCUGUCUAUUCUUAAGCAAGUUAUGGAAGAAAAGGUGACUCCCAAUAAUGUUGAUAUCGCAAAGGUUGCUCCAACAUACCAUCUGUAUACCCCUUCUGAGGUGGAGGCUGUCAUUAGUCGCCUAUAAGCUCUCGUGUUAAUCUGAAUUGAAUUUGUUUCUGUAUUUGUUAAGUUACAGAAAAGGAUUUCGGAUUUGUUUAUGGUUGAUGAUUUUGACCAGUAAGCCAAGAAUAUUAUCAUCCGACUUUGAUGAGCAGAUGCCAUCCUGUGCUCUAAUGAAAGAUUUCAUGUGAACUGAUGAAAAUUUUGCAGUCAUUUUGUUUGGCGCACAAUUCUCCCAUUA